AUUUCUUUAAGGUUCAGUGUCAGUUCUCUUCUCUCAGCAUCAUAUUUUGGACAGUAAAUCAUAACAUGUUCUACAGUUUCUUCUUGAUCACAGAAUGUACAACUUCCUGUAUUAUGUUUUCCUAUUUUACAUAAUGUACUGUUAAAUCCUGUGUGACCAAAACGUAGCCUGGAUAUUAUUGUUUCCUCUCUCCUGGUUCUUUCCGUUUUUCUCAUCACACCUACUUUUCUUUGAAUGUUGUAUAACCACCUUCCUGUUCUCUCUUCUUCCCACUGCUUUUUCCACCUUUCUUUCAACUUAUACUUAAAUAAUUUCCGUUUUACUAAGGGGUACUGUAAUGUCAGUGUGAUUCGUUUUUGUGGCUUCUUUUGCACACUUGAGUCAGACACUCGAGUUUUAUGGGAGGCUAAGUACAAAAACAAAUUCAAUCUGCCAGGUAUGAUAUUCUUUAUCAGUAGGUUUAAACAAAAAUGAACUGAAAGCGCUUUGCUGUGUGUGAAAGAAAUGCAUGUUUAUUGUGAAGAUGUGACUUUUUAUACUUAAUUAUAGACUGUGCCAUAUUACAUGAAAUAGGGCGUAUUGGCAACCCAGAUAACUUUAAGAAGCGUUCUUGAAACUCAUUUGUAUGUGCGACAUUGAUGAAUACAAUUUUUGCCCACAGUACCGGAAGGCAACAGUUGCGUUUGUGGGGACAAGGAACACAGACCUAUCAGAAAAACGGAAGCGUUCACCAUAGUAACAAUUCUAGACGGAUAAUUUAUCUCCGGGGCCCAAUUUUCACACUUCUUUCGGCUUAGCGAUAAUGUUACUUAGACGCUGAAUGGUUAAAUACAGAAGAAGGAAAAUGGAAGAGAUAAAGACCGAGCCUGUGGAUUUUGUGAGAGAAUUUCAAGAAUACCUGACACAGCAAACCCAGCAUGUCAACAUGAUCUCAGGCUCUGUUUGCGGAGAAGAAGAGUCAGGGGAGCCGUUUCAAACCGUUGCCCCCAGGAGUGAGCAAAAUGGUCUGGACCCUCCGUCUGUGGAGGUGAGCCUGUCAAUGGAGGAUGGGCCAGAUGUACAGAUGGACGGCCUGGAGAGGACCUGCGAUGGAAAGUACAAGUGCAGCUACUGCAGCUAUGCCAAUAAGGGCAUGGCUCGUUUAAUAGAGCACAUCCGCAUCCACACAGGAGAAAAGCCUCACCGCUGCCAGCUGUGCCCGUUCGCUUCAGCGUACGAGCGCCACUUGGAAGCCCACAUGCGCUCGCACACAGGAGAGAAGCCGUACAAGUGUGACCUCUGCGCCUUCCGCUGUAGCGACCGCAGCAACCUGUCGCACCACCGUCGCCGCCGCCACAAGCUUCUGCCCACGAGGGUCGUCCGCUCUCCUUUCUCCAACAAGAGAAUGUUGAGCUCCCUGCAGAAGAGGACCGGCUCGCUGGGCUUCAGCAGGCGACUGCUCAUCAACUUCAACCCUAAUUCCAUGGUGAUGCCAAAGACGGAUUAUCUGAAUGACUUGUCUCACAAGAUCCACCACCAUUUGGACAGCAGUGAGUAUAAGAACCUUCCCAAGGUAGAUGAGAACGACAGUCGCAACAGAGGUGCUAAUGGAUUGACUUUUAAUAAUCCACUGGACCAGCUAUCUACACUUGCUGGUGAGUUGGCCGACCUUCACCCUGAGUCUCAGACUCCUGCAUCCCCAGACAGGGAGUCCUUAAUAGACGAGAAGCCCAUCCUCAUACAACAGGUCUCUAGUGAACACGCUGCAAUGUGUUCAAACGGAGUGCAGACUUCGCCACCUAAAAAAGAAUCUCCCCCCUCAGGCCAAGGGAGUUGCAGUCCUGUUCCCGGCCUCGGCUUUGAGAACAGCAUGAACACUCUUACUGCGAGUGUGAGCAACAGCCAGCCGAGCACACCCACCCCUGCCCUGACCACACCGGACCAACAGCUCUUACAUAAAUGCCAGCAUUGUGAUAUUCAGUUUCUGGAUAAUAUCCUCUUCACUAUUCACAUGGGCUGCCAUGGCUACGAACAUCCAUUCCAGUGCAACAUCUGCGGUCACAUGUGCGUAGACAGAUACGACUUUGCAUGCCAUUUUGCCCGUGGACAACAUAAUAAGUGAUUCCUUGCAACAUAGAUGCAUAUGGAGUCUUAUAUCCUCGUGUUUUCAGUAUAUUGCUUGUACAGCAUCUAAACAUGGUUUAGCACAACACUGAUUUACAUUUUAUAUUUUUGUUAUGUAUGUUUUACUAUUCCUUUUUUAUUUUAUACUCACUAACUGCACUAUACUGUUGCCUUACUGCAGCCCUACAUGGCUCCCAACUUUGAGCUUUUAUAUUAGUUUUUGAUCGAUGCAUACAAGGAGUGGACAAAACAGAAACAUCUUGCAAUACAACAGCUCUGCAAUAAAAAAAAAAAAAAAUUUGAAGCUCACUAAGUGUCGUGUCAACUCGUCUUACAGUCAGUAUUAGAUAGGCCACUGUCCCUUUUUGCCAAUUCAGCUGCUUGUGUUUGGCAUAUUAUCAUGAUUUUAGGGAUUCGCCAUGUCUCAUUACUUUGCACUGAGUCACCAGGUUUUCACUCAGCUCCUAUAGUAAAUCACAAUACACAGGCAGCUAUAUAUAUGACAUUUUAAAUAAAAUAGCACUUAACAGUAUUUGUUAAACAUUAUGAGCUUCACCAGCUCUGUAUUCAUUGUGGGGCUGUUAAACUGUAAUUUUGUCCACUGUUUGUAUAUCGUUAGUCCAAUUAUACACCAAAGUUUCCAUCUCAGUUAAAUUAGCUGGAUACAUUUUCGCUGAUGUUCAGAGACUGACAGCCUAAUUGGCUCAUUUUCUGUUCAAAGCAAGUUUGUGUCCAGCUAGACUCAUUAUCGCGCUUGCUGCUCUGAUAUUUAUUUAUACCUCACUCCAUAGAAGCAGAAGGUGUCAACCAAAUCAAUCAGUCGUAGAAAAGGUUUCAGUCGUAGUCAUCUGAACACUGUUUUCAGAAUCAAGACGUUUCGGCUCCCAUCCGGAAGUAAUUUUCAAUUGUGAAAAAAUGGAACGGGAACUCAGAAAACAGUGUCCAGAUGACUACGACUGAAACCUUUUCUACGAUAGAACACUCCUGGACGAAUGAGGGACUACACCGCCAAAUCAAUCAGUAAUUUUUUAGAUAAUUUCAAUAUUGUUUUUUGUUACUAGUUUAUACACAUGAAACAAUUUUCUAUGAAUAUUUAUUAUUAUUGUCUUAUGUAGUUUUUGGUAGUGUACAUACCAAUUUUAGUACAUCUAAUUUCACUGUAGCCACUUAUUAUUUGUAUUGUAGCAGAUGUUGAGACACUGUACAGUAAAGAUCCCUGUGACUACUUUUUAUUAUAAUUAUUAAAAAGUAUAUAAUAAUUAUUUUAUUAGCUUUUUGAUUUGUGUAAAUCUGGAUCUAAAGUAAAGACUUAUUCACUUGGUUAACUUGUUUGUAUGUGAUUAUCUUUCGGACAGAAAAUGAAAAUUUGAGAUUAAUGGGCUCUUAUAUUGUAUAUCAUGUGUAUACUGACAAACAAGAUUAAAAUGUUAUCUGAUCAACAUUUCACACCAUAUUUGCAGAGACCAUGUAGAUCACCACUAAUGUAUCACUGUAUCUUGAGUUUGAAUAAGUUUUGAGUAAAGUUUGGCUUUAAAAAAAAUAUUUCUUUCAAGUUUUUAUUUACUAGAUAAAAUGAUAGGAUAGUACAUUUUCUUUGUUUCUCUUGUGCCACAAUGGUCCCCAAACUGAAGAGCAGGUGACCAGCAAAAGUACAUAUUAUUUAUAUUUAAUUAUGUACACACAUUCACUUGUGACUUUUGAUGCGAUUAAAUCUGCCUUUGUGAAAAUUCAA
Siniperca chuatsi (mandarin fish) is the source of this 3835-nucleotide messenger RNA. RefSeq names its product zinc finger protein Pegasus-like. The record is from RefSeq and is a predicted model, not a curated record. Gene Ontology annotation, molecular function: RNA polymerase II cis-regulatory region sequence-specific DNA binding; DNA-binding transcription factor activity. The coding region runs from base 821 to 2101 and encodes 426 amino acids. The transcript has 4 exons. Gene Ontology annotation, biological process: regulation of transcription by RNA polymerase II. Lineage: Eukaryota; Metazoa; Chordata; Actinopteri; Centrarchiformes; Sinipercidae.